AUGUUGACUACUGAGCACACAUUGACAUCACCAAAUGCUGACAAGCAAACACAAGAAAACUUUUUAGAAAUCUCCCAAUCAUGUUCAGCGACAAACACAACUGUAACCAGUCCAGCCACCACUGCAUUUUUACCAACAUGUGUAGCUUCUACCAGCACAGAAUUCAUACCAUUGUCGUCUAUACAAGCUGUGCCGAAAGCAACAUCACAAAAUCGACGACGAAAAGGCAAAAAGUCAAUAAUUGCUCCUGAUAGUCCCUUUAAAUCUGAAUUAGAAACUAAGAACAAAGAGGAAGAAGAGAAAUAA
This is a messenger RNA of Parnassius apollo (apollo), 306 nucleotides long. The record is from the annotation of a GenBank genome assembly. Lineage: Eukaryota; Metazoa; Arthropoda; Insecta; Lepidoptera; Papilionidae.